Messenger RNA from Closterium sp. NIES-67, 2719 nucleotides. The record is from the annotation of a GenBank genome assembly. Lineage: Eukaryota; Viridiplantae; Streptophyta; Zygnematophyceae; Desmidiales; Closteriaceae.
AUCGUCACUCUUCCUGAUACUCCUGACAGCUCUGCCAGACUGCCACCUCUCCAGACCUCGAGUUAUGUUUCCAAGUAAUCUGUAACCUACGUUACUGUCUUUCGUAACAGCUGCAACGCUUUUUGGUCUCGGUCGCUUGUUCUUCGUAAUCAGAAUCUGUUGGAGUAGCCCGUUUCGACCGUCGCUAGCCGGCAUUGGCCUGUGGUAGUGAUACUUCAUGGCUCGAUCUGUCGCCGAGACAACCGCCAUAGGGUGGAAGACGCGUAAGCCGAGGCAAAAGCGUGCGAGAAAGAGUAGUAGCUCUCAACGGAAUGCCUCGUCGCCGUUAACGCCGGUUUCGUCUGACGGCCGUUUGGACGUGUCGCUAACUCCGUCAACAAACGGCGAUUCGAAGCUGAACUCGGAGUUGAAACGCGACGUGAAACUCGCUAAAGAGGGAGCACCGCCAGUACGCGAGGUGAAAUCUCAUGGCUCUGCUGUGGACCGUUGUGAUUCUAGUCCGAGCGGACGAAGGAGCAAGGGUACAAAUUCGCCAGCCACGUUAUCUACAGUAUCAGGUGGUGUUCCAAUGCCGCAAGGUGACAGUAUCGCGCGAAGGCGGCCACGCACGGUGGGUGAACUGAGACGGAUGCAACAGCUGACUUCGUCCCCGGUAUUAUCUUCCCCGGUAUCGUUUUCAGCAGCAGUCGUUUCCCCUGGAUCAGCAGCAGCAGCAAGAGCAGCAGCAGCAGGAGCAGGAGCAGGAGCAGGAGCCACGCCUGGGACCAGAAAAACAACACCCCGAAGAGCGUCAAGUGCGGCAGCCAGGGUUUUAAUGCGAGAGCCGUUACAGGAACCAUCUGCUGGGUUACCUCCAGGUUCAAAUGUGUUGCUUCCCGGUUCAAAUGUCUCAAAGGAUCUGUGUGCCGACAUUGGCGGCGCCAGUGACGUGCAAGUUCCAGACAGUGAUGAGGAUGCUAUAAGCGAGGAUAUUGGAGGUGGAGAUGGAGGAGCGUCACUGCGCCAUGGUACCUAUGGUGGUUCUAUCGGUGGAGAGAGGGAGGGGCCGAGGCAAAUUGGUGGCUGUGAUAAUGGUGAAGGGGAGGAUGGAGACGAGGAAGGUGACAGUAAGGAGGGUGCGGAAAUGAGGGCAUUUCUUGACGGGUUCAAUCUGAGUGCUGAAGCCGGGUGUGCGUCUCUGGAUGCUGAUAGGCUUCUGGAGUCUCGGAAGCGGCAAAGGGGCAGUUCUGCUGGAAGGACCAGGGGGGAGGGGGAGGCCCGGGAGGAGGAGAGGGGAGAUGCAGCAGCAGAAGCACGGGAGGGGGAGAGGGGAGGUAAAGCAGCAGAAGCACGCACGACUCACAAAAAUCCCCAGGCGAAACGGCUAAAGGGGGGAGAGGCACAGAAGGGGGAGAGGCAGAAGGGCAAGCGCUCGAGUUUGAGUCCUCUAGCGGAGGGGGUUUUGCUUUCACCUGUUCCAGCAUCUGGUAGGCAUGAAGCACCUCCUGCUCACUGCCUCUCGCCUCACAAGCCACCCACUCUCAGUACCCCUAUGGCGAAUCCAUUGUCCAAAGGUCCCUCGUCUGUGCUGCUGAGAGGUGAUUCUUCUGCAGCACCUGGUAUACACGAAGCAACCCCUGCUCACUGCCUCUCGCCUCACCACUCUCAGCACAAGCCAACCAGUCUCAGUACCCCCGUGGCCAGUCCAUUGUCCAAAAAGGCCUCGUCUUAGCUGCUGAAAGUUAACUCUCCUGCGGCUACAGCAGGGGGAGGAGCAGGAGGAGAUGCAGCAGGAGCAACGGCAGAAGCAGCAGCAGCAGCAGCAGCAGCAGGAGGAGGAGGAGGAGCAGCAGAAACAGCAGCAGGAGCAACGGCAGAAACAGCAGCAGCAGCAGCAGGAGGAGGAGGAGCAGCAACAGCAGCAGGAGCAACGGCAGAAACAGCAGCUGCAAGUGCAGCAGCAGCAGCAGCAGCAACAGCAGUUGGAUUAACGCCAGAAACAGCAGCAGCAGCAACAGCAGGAGUUGCAGCGGCCAAGGGCACCCCGAGUGCAAGAUCAAAGAAGAAAACGCCUAAAGGCUACUACUCCCCUCUGCCCCUAGUCAGAAUGAGCCCUCCCUCCAUGCCUUCGUUACAGUCACCACCCCUUCCAUUGUCACCACUGUCGUUGUCACUCCCUGCAGCUCUUGUAAAAUCAAAUCAGGAGCCACCGUUUUUGUCACUCCCAUCCCUAUCACUGCCGGAGUCUUCUGAGAGACGGGCUGAGGAGCCUGCAUUAUUGUCACAACAGCCAUUGUCACUCCCUGUGGCUUUAUCCCAAGCUGGCAAGAAGCGAAAUAGUGGAAGGGGGCAGCUGCCAAAAAAUAGAAGGCAGCAGCAGCAAAGGAGGCGGAUGCAGCAGGAGCCAGAGAAACAAAGCCAGCAACAGCAGCAGCAGCAGCAGCAGCAGCAGCAAGAAGGUGCAGCAGAGAGAGGGUUAGAGGAGACUGGCAAGUUGACUCAAAAGGUGGAGAAGGGGCCAGUGCAGGGGGGACUGGAUGGGGUGGAUGGGGUGGAUGGGGUGAUGAGAGGAGAAAAAGAGCUUGAACUGGGAGCGAUGGAGUUAGGAGAAGAGGUGAGCGGAAGAGGGGUGCAAGAGGCAGAUGAGUCGGGCGAGCGGUUGGGAUUGAAAAGGGUGGAGUCGGGAGUUGAGAGAACGAGAGGGGUGCAUGAGGCAGAGGAAGGAAGCAUACUUGGGGGA